This is a messenger RNA of Sinocyclocheilus anshuiensis, 2225 nucleotides long. Its product is annotated as CTD nuclear envelope phosphatase 1A-like. The record is from RefSeq and is a predicted model, not a curated record. Gene Ontology annotation, molecular function: phosphatase activity. The transcript is spliced from 7 exons. Lineage: Eukaryota; Metazoa; Chordata; Actinopteri; Cypriniformes; Cyprinidae. Bases 371 to 1117 code for a protein of 248 amino acids.
UUUCGGUCCCUUCGCGGAAGUGACGUCAGGGAAGCGAUGGCGGCCGGUGCUGCUCUACCGUAUUGGCUUUAAACGGUCCUCAGAGGUGAGGAAUUGUACGUGUUUUCUUUUCGCUUUCUCUAAGCUUCUCCGAAGGAGGAUAGUGCUUUUAAUGCCGCAGCGGAUGGACGGUCGCGCUUCUCUCGGCUUUCGGCAGCACGGAGGCGUUUGUUCGACACUCCACUUGGUUUGACCAUCUUAGCCGUCACAGAGCCGGACAGAGAAGCUACCUCUCUAAAGAAGUCAGGAUCUCCUCUCAUCUCCACAGGUGUGUUGCUCUUGCUCUUGCUCUUGUCGGCGGUGUAGAUCACACCUCACGGACUCUGCUGUUAUGGUUGACAUGCUAAAGACGCGCCAGUGUCUGCUCGGCGUGCGCACUUUCCUCGGCGUGACCUCCAGACUCUGGAGCUUCUUCUUAUACAUCCUCAGGAAGCACAUACGGACGAUAAUCCAGUAUCAAACAGUGCGAUAUGACAUCUUACUAUUGUCACCCAUUUCCAGAAACAGACUCAACACCGUGAAGCGAAAGAUCUUAGUUUUAGAUCUCGACGAGACGUUGAUCCACUCGCAUCACGAUGGAGUUCUCAGACCUACAGUGCGGCCUGGGACACCGCCAGACUUCGUCCUCAAAGUGGUAAUAGACAAACACCCGGUCAGAUUCUUUGUGCAUAAAAGGCCGCAUGUGGACUUCUUCCUGGAGGUGGUCAGUCAGUGGUAUGAGUUAGUAGUGUUCACUGCUAGUAUGGAGAUCUAUGGUUCUGCAGUAGCUGAUAAGCUGGAUAACAACAAGGGAAUCCUGAAAAGAAGAUACUAUAGACAGCACUGUACGCUGGAUUCAGGUAGUUAUAUUAAAGACCUGUCCGUUGUACAUGACGACUUAUCAAGUAUAGUCAUUCUUGACAACUCGCCGGGAGCAUAUCGCAGUCAUCCAGAUAAUGCAAUACCUAUAAAGUCAUGGUUUAGUGACCCAAGCGACACAGCACUUCUUAACCUGCUGCCCAUGCUGGAUGCACUAAGAUUCACGGCAGACGUACGAUCCGUCCUGAGCAGGAAUCUCCACCAGCAUCGACUCUGGUGAUCAUCCGACCGAGGGCUUUCCUCAAGUCCGCUCUUCUUUUAUUUAGUUUUUUUCCAACUGCUUCCCUUCGUGACAUCUGCCUGUCCGUUCUCCCUCGACUCUUCACCUUUCAGAAAUGGCCUUACGUGAGGGCCGUAGGGGAGGAGAGUCUGUCCCGAACUCAAAGGGGAUGGAAAAGGCUACAUUUUGGGGAAGCUUUUUCCCUACGUUUUUUUUGUCUUUUCCCUUCUUCGAAAUGGAGUCUCUGCCUUACAGCUCUACCUAUGCUGGUCGCGUGUGUGAGUUAUGUUUGUGGUAUGCGUGUAUGAGGACAUCUGCUGUUUUUCUUUUUAGAUAAGAUAAGAUAUUUGAGGCAAGAAAAACAGACCUUUUCGUGACUUGGGUCUUCGAUCCCAGCUUGGGACAUCAUACCUCACUUCUAAAGGUGGUGCGAAUGGAGAUCUGCUCAGAACUGGCCAGCAGCACUCUGCACAUCCAAUAGAGUUCACUGGAAAACUGUUAAUGACACGGAUUAUGACAGACUGGUAGAUUUCAGGGUUAUCAUGGUAGAGUUGUAUAUGCUAUUAUUGAGGUACUGUCUUGGGGUUUUAAUGACUUCUGUAUGGUAGGCCUGUUCAAAUUCGGAUCAUGGAGAUAAAUUCUGUGGCAAAUUCUUAAGUUUUAUUCUUCUGGUUAGUUCUCAUCCUAUUUUAUUCUUGGCAGUAAAUGAAUUUGUCAUGAUUAUCAGGGAGGAUGUAAUAGAAUACGAGCUUUGAAGAAGCUGAACGACAGAUUUUAAGCCUUUCUGCGCUAAUUAUUCUCUACAGAAUGUAUGUGGUUGGUUAUGAAAUCCUACCACUUGGACGCCUUUUUACAAAUGUGUUUUUUUUUUUCUGAAAAUGUAAUAAUGGCAAGACUUGAAUUUAUAAAACUUCAUUGUGUUGAAGAGCUGACUGAGCAACAGACACCUUUCUUUUGUACUCAAGGCCAAGUUGGUUUCUCUGUGCACCUGUCAGAUAAUGUCAGUUCUGUUCUCAUCAGUCUAACACUUAUUAAGUCUCAAGGCAGCUUCCUGGGACACAAGUCCGUAGACCUGUGCACGUUACUAAUAAAAACGUGUCACUAUCCU